CCGCCGCCGCUGCCGUCGUCGUCGUCGUCGUCGUCGUCGUCGCCGCCGCUCGGCCGAGCACGUCUGCAACUGCGUGGUUUCCGGCGUUGGCGGCCUUCGAAGGCGCGCUAGGAAAGCCGAGGCCUUUUGGGGCCAGCGUUUUCCGUCGUCUUCGCGGCCCUGGACUCGUGCGCCCCCCGCGCCCCCCCGGCCGAAGAGAAGGUGGACGCGUGAGGGAGCCGCCGCGAUUAACUUUAAAAUUUGAAAUCAAUCUAUAUUCAUGGAGAGUGAUUAUAUUCAAACCACAAUAUGUCAAGAAAGAAAAAAAGACCCAGUAGAAAUGUUUCAUUCUGGACAGCUGGUAAAAGUCUGUGCCCCAAUGGUUCGAUAUUCAAAGUUGGCUUUUAGAACUUUGGUAAGAAAAUACAAUUGUGAUCUGUGCUACACACCAAUGAUAGUUGCUGCUGAUUUCGUCAGAUCUAUAAAAGCCAGAGACAGUGAAUUUACCACUAAUCAAGGUGAUUGUCCACUGAUUGUUCAGUUUGCAGCUAAUGAUGCAGGACUUUUAUCUGAGGCUGCUCGUAUAGUCUGUCCUUAUGCAAAUGGAAUAGACAUUAACUGUGGUUGCCCUCAGAGGUGGGCAAUGACAGAAGGUUAUGGAGCUUGCUUAAUAAACAAGCCAGAGCUUAUUCGUGACAUGGUAAAACAAGUAAGAAAUCAAGUGGAAAAUCCUGGAUUUUCAGUAUCUAUUAAAAUAAGGAUCCAUGAUGAUCUUAGAAGAACUAUAGAUCUUUGUCGAAAGGCUGAAGCAACAGGAGUUUCCUGGAUUGCAGUUCAUGGGAGAACUGUUGAAGAAAGACAUCAGCCAGUUCACUAUGAGGCCAUUAAAAUAAUUAAGGAAAACAUGUCUAUACCUGUAAUUGCUAAUGGGGACAUCAGAAGCUUAAAAGAAGCAGAAAAUGUCUGCCAUAUUACUGGGACAGAUGGUGUGAUGGUUGCAAGAGGACUCUUAACAAACCCUGCCAUGUUUGCUGGAUAUGUGGAAACCCCUCUGACAUGCGUCUGGGACUGGGUUGACAUUGCUCUUGAACUUGGAACUCCUUUUAUGUGUUUUCAUCAACAUUUAAUGUACAUGAUGGAAAAAAUAACUUCAAAGCAGGAAAAAAGAGUUUUUAAUGCUUUGUCAAGCACAUCGGCAGUCUUAGAUUAUCUUACAGACCAUUAUAAGAUCCAUUAGGCUUUCUAAAUUAUUUUAAUCUACUUCAUCUUAUACCCAACAAUGAAAAUACACUGGUCACAUUUUGGUUUUUACUUUAAAUCAGUGACUUUCAAAUCAGCCUUUGCCUCCUUUGCCUACAUCUUUAGAGAGUCUGAUUCUCGAAAGAUUAGGAUAGCCCCAUAAUUUACAAUAUUACAGGUUCAAAUGAUUCAAAUAUUUCCACUAUAUUAGAUUCAAACUGUGACAGAAACUACUCUGAAUUCUUAUAUGGAUUUAUUUUUUAAUGUGAUGCUUUUCCUAAAGGAAUCAUGUUAUUGUUUUUUUACAAAAUUUUUACUAUAAAAGUGACUAACCUAUAAAUAAACCUGGUUUGCUUUUAAGCAAGUGCCAACAGCUAUGUAAAAUAAGGAGCCAUAAGAAGUUCUGUAUAGGAUUGCAUUCCCAGCUUACAUUAAAAAUCUAAUUGGAAAAUCAAACUGUUACUUCCUAAAUGAAUUAUACACCUCACAGGUUGUUUUCAUUUAUGUAUAACUCAGGUUUUUUUGUGUUUGUCACUGACAAACACUGAGUGUUAAUUGAACAUCAGAUUUUAUUUAAAACUGAAAAUCAAUGAAACUCUUAAGUUACAUUAGAUUUGCAUUUUAACAUAUGUAGAGCCUUUGAACAUAUGAGUCUAACUAAUAUGACUUUCAAAGUGAUCAUUAUUUCAGUCCCUCACAAUCUCAGGUAUAAAAAUUGUGGGAGUAACUGACCUGAAAACGAUUAUAUAUUCAAAACAUCAUUUCUUAAGGAAUAAUGACCAGGUCUUUUAAUUUAAAAAAAAAAACUUAACUUUCAUGCUCAGUUUUUAGUGAUAGCAUCUUUCUAUCUUCUGGCAGUUGGCGAUACUACUUUGAACUAAAAAGUAGUUUUUUUUAGUUCAAAGUUAAGUUCCAUAGGUUGGAUAUGUUCGUGGUAAGAGUUUUGUGGCCAGAAAUAGAUAUUUUAUGUUAAGUUUCAUAAUUAAAACAUUGUUCUUUAUAUUACCAGCUUGAAAAGUGUCACUAUAAGGAGCUAGUUUGGGAAUAAUAAUUGAAUCCAUAUCGCCACAUUUCUAGCUACAAUUAUUUAUCAAUUUGAUGUCUUUUAAAGAUUUUUUGUUUCAUUUCACAUUAAAAAUAGGGAAUCAUGGUCAAAACAUGGUCAUUUUUAUGUUUAUAGAUUCACUCUGAAGUGAAUUUUAUCACUGCUGUACACAUAACCGGAUAUUAUUAAGGUGGGGGGGGGGGGAUCUUGCAAUGUUAAAACCACAUUUAGUGUCUUCGGUUUUUGUUUUUGUU
Molecule: messenger RNA, 2517 nt
Organism: Sorex fumeus (smoky shrew)
Lineage: Eukaryota; Metazoa; Chordata; Mammalia; Eulipotyphla; Soricidae
Gene: DUS4L
Product: dihydrouridine synthase 4 like
Exons: 7
Coding region: 260-1216 (318 amino acids)
Biological process (GO): tRNA processing
Molecular function (GO): tRNA dihydrouridine synthase activity; flavin adenine dinucleotide binding
Source: RefSeq, a predicted model, not a curated record